UCCCUCACCUCACGGCCUCACCCAUCCACCCACCGAUCCACUGCAACCACGCCUUCUCUCCGUCCCUCCUCCUCCUCUCCUUCCCUUCUCCGUGUCGGCCGCCGCGCGCUACGUCUGCCUCCGAGUCCCCGUCCCGAUCCGGAGACGACUCGUCGUUGUUUGGAAGGAAGAGCCCGAACUGCGGCGGGAGGGAGGGCUCCUUUUCUUUUACCCCGCCGGAGGCCAGCCGCCCCAUGGGCCGGUCGCCUGCGCAUGCUACAUAUCAGCUCAUCGACCGGCGGAAAGGGUUUGGGUAAAUCUUUGUUGAAAGAAUCUCUCUUGUACAUUUAACAUCGCAUGUAAUUUCUGUUAAGAUGAGUUCACUGAAUAAAGUUGUUUCAAAUAGUGGAGAUGCGUGUUCAGUGUUACCUAGUAAAGUCACGGCAUUAAAUCCCAAUGCAGCUGAAUUUGUACCUUCGUUUAUUAGACCAUCUUUUGGAAGUAGCACAGUUCCAGAUGUAACUAAGUCAGACUUUAGGGGGUCUUCUGGAAAAUCAAUCCUAGAUAGGUCCGAGUCAUCAAAGUCUAAUAACUCGGAUGAUGAGGCACACCAGUUUUGGCGUAAGCAGCUUCCUGAUGACAUUAUUCCGGACUUCACUUCUUUCGAGAAAAUUGAACAAAGACCUGAAGAAUUAUCCCUUGCUGGAUUAUCCUUGAAUGCGCCCCCCUUUUACGGGACAACAUCCAGCCGCCUGUCAAGAGAACAUCACGAGUUAUCUUCUCCAGCUUCCAAGGGCCUGGAGCUGGAACAUACUAAUCUACUGUAUGAAGAUAAUUCACAGACAACCUUUUCAGCUUUGGGUUCAAGCAACUGGGAGCAAAAUUAUAUGGGCGAUCUUCAUUUUGCCAAUGGAAGUCAGGACCUUCCUUUGGAUUCUGAAAGUGCUGCUGGCUUUUCUGACAGUUUUGCUAGUGAGUAUGCUGCCGCAUCAGAUGGUGGUGUUGACCCCCUGGAGUACUUAGCAUCUCAGUUCCCAGGAUUUUCAGCAGAGAGCCUUGCAGAGCUUUACUAUGCAAAUGGAUGCGACUUCAACCAUACUAUUGAAAUCCUCGCCCAGCUAGAGAUGCAGGUUGAUGCUACCCCCAACCACACUCUGAAUUUGACUCACAGCACACCAAACUUUAGCACAGGGGAUUUCCCUGCACUGCCAACAGCUGAGGACCAUAAUAGUUUCAACAAGGGAAAUGUGGAUGUCGUUGGCAUCUUCAAUAGGCGCGGUUUGUCCACCAUGUCUAGUGGAACUGGUGAUUUUGUUUCAGCUGUUCGCAAACUUGCAUCACAGAAUUCUGGCCAUUGGAAGUUUAAGAAAGGCCCUGAAUAUGGUAAUGGUGUUUCAGCUCUUUCUGUGCCAAAACAGUACAGUUCUAGCACUAAACAAUCAUCUGGGAACAAGUUUCAAAGUGUUAGCAGUGCAAGAGUUGCUCCAUGGCUUGAGACUGGUGAUGCAGUGGCAAAUAUGUACUCAGAAUCAAGGGGAGAAGCUCGUGAUUUUGCUAGGGUCCGAAAUGCGUGCUUUGAGCAGGCUAGGCAGGCUUACUUGGUCGGAAACAAAGCUCUGGCCAAGGAACUGAGCAUGAAGGGUCAGGCGUACAAUGCACAAAUGAAAGCAGCUCAUGAGAAAGCCAGAGAAGCUAUUUAUCGGCAAAGGAAUCCUGUUUCUUCGCAACGGGGGAGUGACCAUCUGAUUGAUUUGCAUGGCUUGCAUGUGAGCGAAGCAAUCCACAUCCUAAAGGUUGAGCUAGCUGCUCUGAAGGGCGCAAGGGCCACAGGGGAGAGGAUGCAGGUCAUGGUAUGCGUCGGAACAGGCCACCACACCAAGGGCUCUCGCACCGCAAGGUUGCCCAUUGCUGUCGAGCAGUUCCUCCUUGACGAAGGACUCCACUACACGCAGCCUCAACCGGGUCUGCUCCGUGUCAUGGUGUACUAACAUCUCUUAUAGGUAAAACACCACGGAGAAAAAUAAAGGACAAACCAAAAAAGGAGAAAAGAGAUGUACGGAAAACACAAGAAAUAUGUCGUUUGGGCACUGUAAUUUCCUUGUAGUUGUAUAUUAAGAGAGGCAGCAGGAGAAUAGCCUGACAACAGAAUACAGUGUAAAAUUAUACAUAGCUUCAUUCAAUUCACAUUCCAUUCCCCAUCCA
Molecule: messenger RNA, 2181 nt
Organism: Phragmites australis (common reed)
Lineage: Eukaryota; Viridiplantae; Streptophyta; Magnoliopsida; Poales; Poaceae
Product: polyadenylate-binding protein-interacting protein 7-like
Exons: 6
Coding region: 354-1967 (537 amino acids)
Source: RefSeq, a predicted model, not a curated record